Chiloscyllium plagiosum (whitespotted bambooshark) is the source of this 4219-nucleotide messenger RNA. Its product is annotated as glutamate receptor ionotropic, kainate 1. Gene Ontology annotation, molecular function: ligand-gated monoatomic ion channel activity; signaling receptor activity. Gene Ontology annotation, biological process: monoatomic ion transport. The record is from RefSeq and is a predicted model, not a curated record. Lineage: Eukaryota; Metazoa; Chordata; Chondrichthyes; Orectolobiformes; Hemiscylliidae. Gene Ontology annotation, cellular component: membrane.
GAGUGUGGUUUUGUGAGAGACAGUGUGUGAGAAGACAGUGAGUGAUAGCGAGACUUGUGUGUGAGUCAGACUGCGUGAGACUGUGUGUAAGUCUCUAAAACAGUGUGUGUGUGAGACAGUGUUGUGACAGAGAUUGUGUGUCACAGAGAAUGUAUUUGACAUUAUAUGCGAGACUGUGAGAGACAGAGAAUGUGUGACAGAAUGUGUGUGACAGUGUGCGUGUGACUGUGUGACAGUGUGUGUGACAGAGAGAUUGUUACAGAGUUUGUGUCACAGAGAAUGUGUGACAGAGAUUGUGUGUGGGUAGAAGACAGUGUCUGUGUUUAACAAAGGGAGUGUUUGGUCAAAGAGCGUGUAUGUAACAGUGUGUGGAUAUACCAGUGUAUGUAUGAUAGAGAGUAUGCGUUCGUGACAGAGUGAGGAUGAGUAACAGAGAGCGUUGUAAUGUGUUUGUAUGUGACAGAGAGAAUGUGUGGAGAGUGCACGUGUGUGACCGUGUGUGUGUGUGACAGUGUGUGUGUAUGUGUGCCUCGCCAUCUCACAGCCCGGUGUAUGUUUGGUGCAGCGAGCAAGGACAGAAUUCCCGAGUGCCCCGGGCAGGGUUAAUAUGGAACGGGCCAGAGUCGCCAAGGGCUGGAUCCCAGCAAGUCCUAUUCUUUGAUUUCGAGUACAAGAAAAAAAGCUACAAGAAUGACCAUGCGCUGCGAUGCGAACGUGUUCUUUCGGGAGACAAAAGCUGCACUUUGCAUCCUGCUGACUGUCCUUGUAAUCCCCUCGCAGAGUUCUCAACAAGUCCUCCGAAUCGGAGGUAUUUUUGAAACUACUGAAAAUGAGCCGGUCAGCAUUGAAGAGAUGGCCUUCAAAUUUGCAAUCACUAGUAUAAACAGAAAUAAAACAUUAAUGCCUAAUACCACCCUGACAUAUGAUGUACAAAGAAUCAAUCUUUAUGACAGCUUUGAAGCUUCCAGGAGAGCUUGUGAUCAGCUCACACUUGGAGUAGCAGCCGUAUUUGGACCAUCUCACAGUUCUUCUAUAAGUGCAGUACAGUCUAUCUCUAACGCAAUGGAAGUUCCACACAUUCAGACACGUUGGAAACAUCGCAUUGUGGAUCAGAAGGAAUCAUUCUACGUUAAUCUUUAUCCAGAAUAUACAUCUAUUAGUCGAGCUAUCUUGGACUUGGUGCAAUACUACAAGUGGAAGACAAUCACUGUAGUUUAUGAAGAUAGUACAGGUCUCAUACGUUUACAAGAGUUAAUGAAAGCCCCCUCCAGGUAUAAUAUUAAAGUUAAAAUUCGUCAGUUGCCAUCAGGCAAUAGAGAUGCUAAACCUCUUCUGAAGCAGAUGAAAAGGGGGAAAGAGUUCUUUGUGAUAUUUGACUGUACAUACACUACUGCUGCCCAAAUAUUGAAACAGAUCCUCUCAAUGGGAAUGAUGACUGAAUAUUAUCAUUAUUUUUUCACUACACUGGAUCUGUUUGCACUGAACCUGGAACCUUAUCGGUACAGUGGUGUCAACAUGACUGGGUUUCGCCUUCUAAAUAUUGAUAACCCACGAGUUGCAUCCAUUAUUGACAAAUGGGCCAUGGAACAGCUUCAAGCACCAUGGAAAUCAGAUUCAGGAAUCCUGGAUGGGAUGAUAACAACAGAUGCAGCCCUGAUGUAUGAUGCAGUGUAUGUCAUAUCUCUAGCUUUUCGGAAGGCAUUUCAAAUGACGGUCAGCUCUUUACAGUGUCAUAGGCACAAGCCUUGGCGCUUUGGAUCCAGGUUCAUGAAUCUCAUCAAAGAGACACAGUGGGAUGGCCUGACAGGGCGUAUCACCUUCAAUAAAACUGAUGGUCUACGGAAAGAUUUCAAUUUAGACAUUAUAAGUCUGAAGGAGGAAGGCCUGGAACAGAUUGGAAUCUGGAAUUCAAACACAGGACUGAACAUGACAGACAGCCUGAAAAACAAGUCUGCCAAUAUCACUGACUCUUUGGCUAAUCGGACUCUUUUAGUCACCACUAUUUUAGAAGAUCCUUAUGUAAUGCACAAGAAGUCUGACAAGCCUCUGUAUGGGAAUGACCGUUUUGAAGGUUAUUGCCUUGAUUUGUUGAAAGAAUUAUCAAACAUUCUGGGUUUCACUUAUGAAGUUAGACUCGUAGCUGAUGGAAAAUAUGGGGCACAGAAUGAGAAGAGUGAAUGGAAUGGAAUGGUUGGAGAACUCAUUGACCAUAAAGCAGAUUUAGCAGUUGCCCCUCUCACUAUUACCUACGUCCGGGAGAAGGUUAUUGACUUCUCAAAACCCUUCAUGACUCUGGGAAUUAGCAUCCUCUAUCGGAAGCCCAAUGGCACAAACCCAGGUGUUUUCUCUUUCUUGAAUCCGUUGUCCCCAGAUAUUUGGAUGUACGUGCUGCUGGCCUGCCUUGGGGUCAGUUGUGUCCUUUUUGUUAUUGCCAGGUUUACACCCUACGAGUGGUACAAUCCCCACCCUUGCAAUCCUGACUCAGAUGUGGUGGAAAACAAUUUUACUUUGCUUAAUAGUUUCUGGUUUGGAGUUGGAGCUCUCAUGCAACAAGGCUCGGAACUGAUGCCCAAAGCUCUCUCCACUAGAAUAGUGGGUGGAAUAUGGUGGUUUUUCACAUUAAUUAUAAUAUCAUCAUACACUGCCAACUUGGCUGCCUUUCUGACUGUGGAAAGAAUGGAUUCUCCCAUUGACUCAGCAGAUGAUUUGGCAAAGCAAACCAAAAUAGAAUAUGGUGCUGUCAGAGAUGGAUCCACAAUGACUUUCUUUAAGAAAUCAAAGAUUUCAACAUAUGAGAAAAUGUGGGCAUUCAUGAACAGUCGGAAGCAGACAGCUUUACUGAAGAACAAUGAGGAAGGGAUUCAACGUGUUCUCACCACUGAUUAUGCUCUUCUAAUGGAGUCAACCAGUAUUGAAUAUGUUACUCAGCGGAACUGCAACCUGACCCAGAUUGGUGGCCUCAUUGACUCAAAGGGCUAUGGCGUUGGAACACCAAUAGGGUCUCCAUACAGAGAUAAAGUCACAAUAGCCAUCCUGCAGCUUCAAGAGGAAGGAAAGUUGCACAUGAUGAAAGAGAAAUGGUGGCGAGGGAAUGGCUGCCCAGAAGAGGAUAACAAAGAAGCAAGUGCCCUUGGUGUUGAAAACAUAGGAGGGAUAUUUAUUGUGCUUGCUGCAGGGCUUGUUCUCUCAGUCUUUGUAGCAAUUGGUGAAUUUGUAUAUAAAUCCAGAAGAAACAACGAUGUGGAACAGUGUUUUACAAUCAGCACAGUGAUCGAGGAGCUUCGUGUUUCACUUAGGUGUCACAAAAAAUUGAACAAAAAUUCCAGAACCAGAAGAAAAUAUGGGUUGUCAAGCAUCCUCAUGUGUCAUCAAAGGCGAAUUAUACGUAAAGAGACAAUAACAUGAAAUUGGCAACUGUACUCUCGGCAGAUGACAUUAUUUGAUGUUAUCUGCACUUAUACUGUUUACCUCAUGGAUUAUUGGACAGAAAACAAUGUUGUGAUUGAGAAACUCUUUAUACUGAUUUUUUUUUUGAAGUUAUCGAAUGAAGAAAAUGUGAAAGAUGUCGUGAUCAAAUAUUUUUUCUUGUGCAAAAGUUGCAGUUGAUAUUAUUAUAUGAAGAGGCACUGCAACUGAGAACUUAGUUCCUUGCUAGUACCUCAGUGCUAGAAGCCGUUGUAAUACAUAUUUUUCUUGGUCCUUUAAUGUUUAAUGAAAUUAGUUUAUUGAAGUAUAAAUAGUUAAACAUAAUCAAGAUUACAUUCUUCUCUCAGUUAUACAAUUUCCUGCUGAACUCACUUCAUGUGUUCAAUUUUCACAAAAUCUUUGUACUAUUGAUCGUUGCUGUCCAUUAUGUUGUUUAAAAAGUGCAACCUCCAAUAUUUUCACUCUAAGUGAUGUGGAUGUUCACUGCCUUGUCCCUCCACUCACAGAUGGCUCUGAUGCAAAACUUUAUUUUGUAAUAACUAGGUUCAUUGGACUUUAUUUGUUGGAACUUGGAAACAAUGUACAAGCAAACUGUACAUCUGUUCAGCUACUGUACUUCUUUAAUGUUUAAGUUAAGAUUGCAGAGGGAGUAGAAAUGAUCAAUUUUGAGUUUUGUUGUUUCAGCAAUUUAAAAUCUUCAAUUAUUCUGUUUUUACUUGUUUCCUGAAUAAAAAAAGAUGACUAUUCAUGAAUCUAGUUGUACUUUCUCAAUAUGUUCAGACAUUUUAAUAAA